Messenger RNA from Pomacea canaliculata, 5493 nucleotides. Its product is annotated as glutamate receptor ionotropic, NMDA 3B-like. NCBI's taxonomy places the organism in Eukaryota, Metazoa, Mollusca, Gastropoda, Architaenioglossa, Ampullariidae. Gene Ontology annotation, cellular component: plasma membrane; postsynaptic membrane. The record is from RefSeq and is a predicted model, not a curated record. Gene Ontology annotation, biological process: modulation of chemical synaptic transmission; synaptic transmission, glutamatergic; monoatomic ion transport. Gene Ontology annotation, molecular function: NMDA glutamate receptor activity; transmitter-gated monoatomic ion channel activity involved in regulation of postsynaptic membrane potential.
CGAAAUGCGGGUUGGGGAGGUUGAGUAAAGGUGGUUAAACAGGACGCCAACGAAUUGCAGAGAUUGGGGUAGGAGCUGGGGGGUGUUUUGAUGGUGUGGGAUACAGCAAAGUGGGGAGUGAGUGAGAUCGAAUGUCAAGCGAAUGCGCCAAUAAAAAGAACAAAAGCAGCUGUUACGACACAGAAUCGGGAAAGGAGAUGCAAAGAGUUGAGAAUAAAGGUCGCGGCCAGUUCAGUCACUCACCUCUCAAUCCCUCCACGUGCGCCAACCUACCCCAUCCCCCCAAAUCACCCUCCACCUGUUCUUUACUCACACACUACCCUCCUUCCCAGUCUUCCGAUGUUUCCUCUGGCAGUGUCGGCUAUCCUACUCCUACCUUCCCCUACAAUCUCUCUCUCUAACAGAAGAGAAGAACACGCCCUGCUAGUGGAAGAACACGACCCAGUGUCUAAUAUAUAAAUCAGCGCGGUGUCGUGCAAGCGAGUGAAGGCCCUUGACGUCUCUGCCGCUAAUCGUGUGCGUCAUCUCACCGUCCCUUCCUUCUCUCUAUCUCUGUGUGUGUGUGUCCUUCUGACGUACCUCGGCUGUUCCACAUCGCCUGUCGACAGUCUCUGCUGGCCACUGCUCCAUGUGGAGAGUGUCACGGACGACAGAGAAUAAAAAGCUAGCAUCCUCCGCAUGUUGCGGGGCGCCAGCAGCCGCUUUAAAAACACGGUGAGCGCUAGAGAGCGGGUCAGGAGGAGGCAAAUCACGCAGAACUCCCGGCAUCCCCACCCCACCCUCACGACACGGGUUGCAGUGAAGCGCGCGGCGAGCAGAGGUCGACAACGGCGACUGAGUCAGAUCCGUGAGGACUCGCCAGCAAGUCACCGUGACCCUCACGGCAGUCCCUGACUUCUGAACGACAGAAAAAAAAACAAAACAAAUAAACAAACCAGCCACACAGGUACGUGUCGUACUCCAGAGAAGGAUCCAGACACUGGAACAUGGGUCCACCAACAUGGAAUCGUCCUGUAGACAAAAUCAGGAUACAGGUGACAAACUGGAUUAACAUUUCUUAAUUCCUUCCUGGAUUUGUCGAGGGUUAAAAACUGUGUCACUGAUACCUUCGGAGGACAUCCACCCGUCUCGGGUGGCGGGCAGGCUCGCCAUCGGGUGUGGAGUCCGGACUAGCAGACCUACUGUAGACACGUGUCAGUGUGUUUACGUGGCGGUCGCUGCUUCCAUUGCCACACUUGCUCGGUCGGCGGAGAGACGCACAGGCGGAGUGAGGCUAAACGACUGUUUCUACCUCUCCUUAAAUACUGAAUGGACUUGUGAGCUCACAGGACACUGAUGAGUUGAUCGUCACGAACCAUGGACUUCACUGAAAGACUCACGAUGGGUCACCGGCGAGGGGUCAGACGAGAAGAGCGCCCCCUGAAAGCUUCCGCCUCUUCCUCCAGCUCCUCUUCCUUCCGCUCUCAUCAUGUCUGCCUUAGCAACAAUCAUCACCUCAACGUCCUCCACCAUGGCGACAACAACCUCCAUCACUUUGACCUUACUGCUCUUAGCAGCGCCCCCUCGUGUUGGCGUUUCGGCGGAGCGUCGUCGACGCGGCGGAGAUAACUCCGCGGACCUUUACUCCGACUCCGGUGCUGGCGCCUUAUCGCUACCUGACGUGCAGCAACCCGCCAGCAUGAACGUCAGCAGUCUGGGGGAGGCUCUGUUCCUCCUGUCCAGCAUGUACCUGUCGCUGGUGCAGCCCAGCAAGGUGGCGCCCCGACAGGUGGCUCUACAGUUUAUCUCCCCCAGUUCCCCCUUCACGGCCAUGACACCGCGGAGUUCGAGCGUUACUUCAGAUCUUUCCAGUCUCUCUUGGGGUCCGAUCUUCCCUUCAAGGUCUUGCCCGUGGCCUCGUGGAUUAGGAAGGGCAACCCUGGGGAGAUCCUGCAGAUUUUGUGCAACCAGACCUUCUCGAAUAAUGUGGUGACAGUGAUUUACAUCAACAACCCUCAGUUGUUGAAGGUGGCGCCGAGUACAGUCAGAUACUUGCAGCAGCUGCUGCACAGCGUGGGGAUGCCCAUGAUUUCCUGGGAUAUGGAGUUUUCUAUGUCUCGAAAGGUCGAGAGGACGCUGCAGCUGGCCCCGACGAUGUAUCAGCAGACACAGGCGAUGCUGGCCUUCUUGAAGAAAUUCUCCUGGUCUCACUUCUCCAUCGUCAGCACAGGCGAGGCUGGCCAGGAGGAAUUCGUUACAUCUCUCAGGAACUUGGAGCGAGAAUCCAGGUACCAGCCCUCGCCAGAUCGAUACGGACAAACAGGUUUCAGGUACGAGAUUUUAUCUGUAGUGCGGUUGCGACAUGGGAGCACCUCAGAGACCAUUCGUAGUCAGCUUUUGAAGGAACUGGAUCCAGACACCCGAAUAAUCCUUCUUCAUAGUAGCUCGCGUGAGUCCAAAGACAUCAUGGACGCUGCUCGCCUUGUGAACCUCACAGGUCGUGAGUACGUCUGGGUGCUGACAGCUGAGGCCGUCAGGGGGGCGGCCAUUGGGUCUCCGGCCACCUCCUACCCUGCUGGCAUGUUUGCUAUCAGUUACGAUUCUCAAGUGGAGGAAAUGCAGGCCGUGAUGAAGCGAGCCCUGCGCGUGUGGCUGACGGGAAUGAAAAACAUCGCAACUGCUGACAAGCUGGCGGACAUGCAGUGGGACACAGAGCUGUCCUGCAGAAAUCUUCACUUGAAGAAAUGGGCUAGCGGGGACAGCCUCUACGAGCACCUGAAGAACGUCAGCCUUGCUGCCUAUGACAACUACCCGCCCACCGAGUUUAAUGACACCGGGAUGGUUAGGAACAACAAGGUGUACAUUCUGAAUGUCAUAGAGAACGAGGAGCAGUCGCCCCACCGACCUCACGAGGUGCCCCACCGUUCCCCAGGCCGACCUUUGACCUGGGCAGGUCCUCGCAGGACGGCCAAUGGCCAGCCGGUGGGGGCGGAGGAGGGGAUGUUGGAAACAGGUUUAAAGACAGAACUAGUGGGUCUUCCAGCCCGUUCGGUCAGGGGGGACGGAGCAACUAUUCGUCAUCUUCGACCGGAAGGUUCUCUUUUAGGGACAGACCUGACUUCAGGGGUUCGGGGACUGGACGGGGCACUGCCGGGGACUUCGACGGAGGAGGUGCAAGUCCGUUUGAACGCAGGGACCGGGAGGAGACGACUACUGGCCCACUGGGUCGCGACGACAGACGAACAAGAAAGGCUCGUCGCCAUCUACAACGCCGUCGGCGGCUUCCAAGAAAUGUCCGAGCGAAACGAGUGUUUGCUAAGAUCGGUACCUGGGAUGGCAAGGACCUUAGGAUAGGGGAUUAUGUGGCCAGGUAACUCCUCCAUCCCUCCCAAGGGAGUCCCCGAGAAGUAUCAGCUGAAGGUGGUGACCUACAUAGAGGAGCCCCACGUGACAUCUCGUCCUUUAGGACCUAACGGCACGUGCGACCUACAUUCUACGAGGUGCAUGGUGUACGAUCGGGACGAAAAUGAUAACAGGAUAAGUGCUACGACCGUUGAGCGGUGUUGUAUUGGACUCAGCAUUGACCUCCUUCAACGAAUAAGCACAGAGCUGAACUUUAACUUUUCUCUUUUUGAAGUUGAAUCUGGAGGGUACGGUGCUCCGAAGAGCCUAACGGGCGAGUGGACUGGCGUGGUGGGCGAGCUGAUGUCCGGCCAGGCAGACCUGUCAGUCGCCGCCUUGACCAUCACCCCCGAGAGAGAGAACGUUAUUGAUUUCUCGGUGCCUUUCCUCGAAACAGGCAUCACCAUCGUCGUCGCCAUUCGACAAGGAGCCAUCUCUCCAACAGCCUUUCUCGAGCCUUAUGACUACCCUUCAUGGACUCUGAUCCUUGUAUUUAGCGUCCAUGCCACCGGCGCCUCUAUUUUCAUCUUCGAAUGGCUCAGCCCUUACGCCCUGGACCAAGGAAAAACUCCGCUUCGAGUUCACAAGUUCUCGUUGUUCCGGUCCUUUUGGCUCAUCUGGGCCAUGCUGUUCAAGGCGGCUGUGUCCACGGACAUGCCCCGCGGAGUGUCCAGCCGCUUCUUGGCCAACAUCUGGGCGCUCUUCGCCGUCGUCUUCCUGGCCAGCUACACCGCCAACCUCGCCGCCUUCAUGAUCACCAAGGAGGAGUACUACGACCUGUCUGGCAUUCAAGACUGGAGGCUGAAAAAUCCACAUCACCGACAGCCCCCGUUCAAAUACGCUACCAUGCCAAAUGGCAGUACAGAACUUAACAUCAAGAAAAAUUACCCAGACUUGUACAACUAUAUGAAGAAAUAUCCACAGCACACGGUGAAGGAAGCCGUCAAUGCUCUGAAAAAGCAGAAAAUACAGGCGUUUAUCUACGACGCCACAACACUGGAGUACGCCGUGGAGGACGACGACUGCAAGUUGAAGUCGGUGGGACAGAGAUAUGCUGAGACCGGAUAUGGCGUGGGUUUUCGGAAGGGGUCACGCUGGGUCAAAAAGUUUGACAAGGUUCUCCUGAGAAUGCAAGAUGAGGGUGAGAUAGAACGACUGCAAAAGUACUGGUUGGCAGGUGCCUGCCAUAAGAAAAGCAAGCAGCGGGGUUCAACCAGUCACACUUUAGGAAUUCUCAACUUCACCAGCGCCUUUAUUCUCCUGGGCGGCGGCGUCGUGCUGGGCGCCAUCUUGCUCAUGGUGGAGCACAUGUACUUCCGCUUCGGACGGAAGUCUCUGCGAAAAUGGGAUAAAUGUGGCUGCUGCUCACUCAUCAGUCUUAGCAUGGGGCAGUCUCUGACAUUCGAGCAGUCCGUGAUGGAGGCCAUUGACCUCCACAAGCACCACAGGUGCAAGGACCCGCUGUGCGAGACUCAGCUCUGGAAGGCCAAACACGAGCUGGACCUGGCCUUGCUCAAGAUUGACCAGCUCAAGCGCCUCCUGGCACGGCAAACCUCACAAGCAGAUGGCGACGACAGCGUCUGGACCUAUGACCCGGAUGCAACUCGCCAGAAAAACGGCGUUCCGCGCAGGCGCAAGAUGCAGUCCCAGGGGGCGCUGCAAGGCUCCGUGGAGCCCUUGCUGGGCUCCGAUCGAACCGGCGCCGACUCUACAGGGGCGACUACGCCGCUGAAAUCGUCGAUCGCCGGCAAGAAUUCUCCUUCCUCGCAACCGUCGAGCUCCGUUAACGACAGUGAUUUCUCAUCCGGGUCUCCGCGAACGCCAAGACGAACCAAAGUGAACGAUGGAAAAAUUUAUGAAAAUGUCGAUGGCGGCAUUGAUAUAGAAAGCUCGAUAUGAUGUGAAUAUGAUGUUUGGCUUUCUUUUUUCUGCUUCUUUCUCCCUUUGUAAUGGGACUGACAAACAUUGGUGGCGGUUGAAAGAUUCAGGUUUCCAUGGUGAAGAUGUGGCCUUGAUGCAUGCGUCUUCGUGUGUGUCUGCAAAAGCGUUCAUGUCUGCAUGUGUUGUGUUCAUGAGUCUAUCUUAGUGAGAAAGAAAGGAAAGAAAGAAAGA